AUGGCGCAUACAUCGGUCGUUGGAAGCCCUCUUGUGACGCUGCAUGUGCUCGUGGAACGGCUGGCACAAUGCGACUUGGUCUACUCGGUUUCUAUCCUGUUCGCAUUGUGCCUGCUGACGAGCUGGAUCAAGACUUUCUGGAUAUUCAAGUCAAGAGCGCAGCAUGACGGUCCCAAAGUGCCUCCGUAUUGGCCCUAUACGGUUCCGAGUAUUGGGCCGGUCGUGACGACCUUGUCGUUUGCCCUGUCUCGGAACCCCGUGAACUGGGUGCUGUCUUCUAGCUUGUUCCAGCACGAGCACCCCGUACGGGUUCGCGUCAUAAACACAGACAUGUGUCUCACCCAAGGCCCCGACAUGGUCAAGGCCGUCUUCAAGAACUCGUGGACGUGCACAAUGGCCGUGCUGCACCGAUUCGUGCUCGGAAACGUCUUUGGCAUGUCCGGCGAAGCCCUCCAGCUCUACGACCUGGACAAGUCUGGCUAUCGGCACAAGCCCAUGGCCGCCACGGCCGUCGAGCCUCGCAACCGCAUCGACCACCUCACGUACGGGCCCAUGAUCAAGUUUCUAUCCGGCCCGGGGAUGAGGGCAUUCUGGAACCGAUACGAGAUGCAUCUGGCGCAGCGGCUCCGGCAGCUCCCCGUCGGCGCCGAGUGGACCGAGAUGCCGGACCUGACGCGAGUAUUCGAGGCGGACGUCUCCCACGCCAACACGGAUGCCCUCUGCGGCCCUUACUUGCUGCAGCGGCAUCCAAACUUCCUCGAGGAGCUGUGGAAGCUCGACCGUCAUCUCGACUGUCUCUUCCGGAGCACGCCGCGCGUAUUCGCACCCCGGGUCUACGCCCGCCGGGACCGGCUCCUGGCCUGCGUCAAGGACUGGCGCCGCCACGCGCAGCUCAACUUCCGCGACGACGCCGUCGACGAAAAUGGCGAUGAUCCGUUCUGGGGCAGCCGGGUGUUUCGCCAGCGCCACGCGCUGUUUUCCGACAUGGACCACAUGGACGCCGACGCCAUGGCGGCCGCCGACUUUGGCGUCAUAUGGGCGUCAACCCGCAACUCUGUCGUCGCCGGCCUCUGGGCCGUGCUCGAAAUCACCAGCGACAAGGACUUGCUGCGCAGGGUGCGGCGCGAGGUCGCCAAGUGCCGGGACUCGUCGCCGACGGGAAUCAACAUUGCCCUGCUGCUGGAGAACCCCCUGCUGCAGUCCAUCUACGCCGAGGUGCUCCGGCUGCGCGUGCACAUGCUCCUGCUGCGCGUCCCCCUCUUUGACAAUCUACACAUCAGGGAGUGGGUGGUGCCGCGCGGCGAUCUCCUCCUCAUGAGCACGACGGUCGCGCACAUGGACCCUGCGGUGUGGAACGCCGGUGAGGGCGGCCGGCAUCCCCUCGAUUCGUUUUGGGCAGAGAGGUUCCUCAGGUACGAGGGCGUGCCGGGCAGCGGGCCGAGGAGGACGGAUGGCAACGAGGCCGGCGGCUCGUGUCCGGCGCGGGGCGCGGGUCGGAGAGAGGAUGGUUGCCCGGCAUCGGCGGGCGGCGUCUCGUUUGGGAUCAAGGACGUGGACGGAUCUUGGAUCCCGUAUGGCGGCGGGCAGAGGCAGUGCCCGGGUCGGCAUUUCGCCAAGCGUGACAUCAUCUAUACCGCUGCCGUCAUGGUGACGUACUUUGACAUUGAGCCCCUGGUGGAUGUUGACUCGUUGAAAAUGGACAUGCGUGGCUUUGGUUUGGGCACAAUGGCUGUCAAGGGCGUUGUGCCGUUUAGAAUCAGGAGAAGGGAGGUCCUUGGUUGGUAG
Molecule: messenger RNA, 1785 nt
Organism: Metarhizium robertsii ARSEF 23
Lineage: Eukaryota; Fungi; Ascomycota; Sordariomycetes; Hypocreales; Clavicipitaceae
Product: Cytochrome P450 CYP5330A1
Exons: 3
Coding region: 1-1785 (594 amino acids)
Molecular function (GO): oxidoreductase activity, acting on paired donors, with incorporation or reduction of molecular oxygen; heme binding; steroid hydroxylase activity
Source: RefSeq, a predicted model, not a curated record